This is a messenger RNA of Lasiodiplodia theobromae, 1416 nucleotides long. Its product is annotated as Acyl- dehydrogenase family member 11. The transcript has 3 exons. Bases 1 to 1416 code for a protein of 471 amino acids. Gene Ontology annotation, molecular function: flavin adenine dinucleotide binding; oxidoreductase activity, acting on the CH-CH group of donors. The record is from RefSeq and is a predicted model, not a curated record. NCBI's taxonomy places the organism in Eukaryota, Fungi, Ascomycota, Dothideomycetes, Botryosphaeriales, Botryosphaeriaceae.
AUGUCGACUUCAAAGCUGCUGAUCAACAGUGAGAAGGGCCAUGUGCCCGCCUCGCAACGCAUCCCGCCUAUCGCUCUGCCCUACGUCAGUGAGCGGGCGAAGAAGACCCUCGACAUUGUCGAGAAGUUCGUCGAAGAAGAAUGCAUCCCGGCCGACUCGGUGUACCACCAGCAGAUCGGCAACACGCCGCAGGAGCGCUUCUCGGCGCACCCGGCGAUCGUGGAGGAGCUGAAGAAGAAGGCGCAGGCGCUGGGCCUGUGGAACAUGUUCCUGCCCAAGGGCCACUUCAAGGAGGGCGCCGGCUUCUCGAACCUCGAGUACGGCCUGAUGGCCGAACUGCUGGGCAAGUCACGCACCGCCUCCGAGGCCACCAACUGCGCCGCCCCGGACACGGGCAACAUGGAGGUGCUGGCCAAGUACGGCAACGAGGCCCAGAAGCGCCGCUGGCUCGACCCGCUGCUGGCGGGUAAGAUCAGGAGCGCUUUCCUCAUGACGGAGCCGCAGGUUGCUAGCUCGGAUGCUACGAAUAUCGAGCUGAACAUGCGGUUGGAGGGUGAUACUUGGGUGCUCAAUGGACAGAAAUGGUGGUCCUCCGGCGCCGGCGACCCGCGCUGCGCCAUCUACGUCGUGAUGGGCAAGUCGGACCCGCACAACGCGGACCCGUACAAGCAGCAAUCCGUCAUCCUCGUCCCGGCCGACACGCCGGGCAUCACGGUGCACCGCAUGCUGUCGGUCAUGGGCUUCGACGACGCGCCGCACGGCCACGGCCACAUCACCUUCUCCAACGUGCGCGUCCCCGCCGCCAACAUGGUCCUCGGGCCCGGUCGCGGCUUCGAGAUCAUCCAGGGCCGCCUGGGCCCCGGCCGCAUCCACCACGCCAUGCGCUCCAUCGGCGCCGCCGAGCGCGCCCUCGAGUACUUCCUCGCGCGCCUGAACGACCCGCGCAAGCGGCCCUUCGGCCAGCUGCUGUCGUCGCACGGCGUCAUGCUGGAUCGCGUGGCGCGGUCGCGCAUCGAGAUCGAUGCGGCCCGCCUGAUGGUGCUGAAUGCGGCCAUCCGCAUGGAUCUGCAGGGCGCGAAGGCGGCGCUGAAGGAGAUUGCUGAGGCCAAGGUGCUCGUGCCGACGAUGGCGCUGACCGUCAUCGAUCGCGCUAUGCAGGCUUUCGGUGGUGCCGGCGUGUGCCAGGACACGCCGCUUGCGAGCAUGUAUGCGAAUGGCCGCACCAUGCGUAUCGUUGAUGGGCCGGAUGAGGUGCACAUUCUGCAGCUCGGGAGGAAUGAGAAUAAGCGCGGUAAGCCGCUGGGUGAGCGCAUUGCGGCGCAGGAUGCGAAGGCGGAUGAGUUGUUCAAGCAGGCUGGGAUGACCAGGAUUGAUCCGUUGAGCUUGGAGAGGAGUACUGGCAAGGCAAAGUUGUAA